Apis florea (little honeybee) is the source of this 1264-nucleotide messenger RNA. RefSeq names its product cytochrome P450 307a1. Gene Ontology annotation, molecular function: heme binding; oxidoreductase activity, acting on paired donors, with incorporation or reduction of molecular oxygen; monooxygenase activity. Lineage: Eukaryota; Metazoa; Arthropoda; Insecta; Hymenoptera; Apidae. The record is from RefSeq and is a predicted model, not a curated record.
UUUACAUUGUAAAAAAAAAAAUGGUUAUUAAUUUUACAGCCCUGGCAUUUUGCAACUGGUCGGAUGUGCAGAAGGCCCGAAGGGAGAUGCUUCGCGCGCACACCUUUCCCCGCGCCUUCUCCACGCGUUUCAACGAGCUGAACGGUAUAAUUGGCGAUGAAAUGGAGUUUAUGGUGAACCAUCUGGACUCGUUGUCGGGCACGAGCGUUCACGCGAAACCGUUGAUCCUCCAUUCCUGCGCCAACAUCUUCAUCACCUAUCUUUGCUCGAAGAACUUUCAUCUGGAGCACGAGGGUUUCCGAAACAUGGUCGAGAAUUUCGACAAGGUGUUCUUCGAGGUGAAUCAGGGAUACGCGGCCGACUUCCUGCCGUUCCUUAUGCCGCUUCAUCACAGAAACAUGGCAAGAAUGGCGCACUGGAGCCACGAGAUCCGAAAAUUCGUGAUCAAGAACAUCAUCGCGGACAGAUUGAACAGUUGGAACGACGUGGUGCCCGAGAAAGAUUACGUUGAUUGUCUGAUCAAUCACGUGAAGAGCGGGACAGAGCCCCAAAUGUCGUGGAACACGGCUCUCUUCGUCAUGGAGGACAUCAUCGGCGGGCACACGGCUAUUGGAAAUCUCUUGGUCAAAGUUUUAGGCUUCCUCGCCACGAGGCCCGAGAUUCAGAGACUCGCCCAGGAGGAGAUCGACGCUCUUGCCCUCGCCGGGAACUUCGUAGGAUUGGAGAACAGAAGAUCCUUGCCCUACGUCGAAGCCAUCAUCCUGGAAACCAUCAGGAUAAUCGCCAGCCCCAUUGUUCCUCACGUUGCUAAUCAGGACAGUUCUAUCGCAGGUUUCAGAAUCAAGAAGGACACGUUCAUCUUCCUGAACAAUUACGAUCUGAACAUGUCCACCGAUCUGUGGACCAGCCCAGAGGAAUUCAUACCGGACAGAUUCGUGCAGAACGGAAGACUGUUGAAGCCCGACCAUUUUCUGCCUUUCGGCGGUGGCCGUAGAUCCUGCAUGGGCUACAAACUGGUCCAAUACGUGAGUUUCGCCAUCUUGGCCAGCAUCUUGAAGAACUUCACGAUAGCGCCUGUGCAAAAGGAGGAUUACACGAUCCCAAUUGGAAACCUGGCCCUGCCCGAGAUGACCUACAAAUUUCGAUUCGAGCGGCGGUAGGGCGUGUAACGUUGUAAGCCCUGGAGAAUAGGGGCUGACCCGCGAGGGAUUUCAAGGGUUGCUUCGACGAAGCUUCGAAGAGAGAGAGAGAGAGAGAGAGAGGA